AUGGAACUGCAGAAUUCGUCACAGCCGCACGAUCAGCGGCAGGAAGAGGAGCGCCGGCCGACUUUUCAACACCCCAAUCUCCACCACAUCAUCCCCUCGUCUUCCACGCCCCCGCCGAGGACGGCUUCCAGCACUCCCAUGACGUCGCCAGGACUCUUUAGCCCGUCCAUCCCAGGACUCGGGACUACACACAGCUUGCCCGCUCCAUCCGCCUCCGACUCGAACACGCCCACAGGCGAGACGAACAGCCCGUACCUGCACCCUCUGCAGCAUCACAAAGUUAGGGAAACUCACAAAGCCUUGAUCGACUCGGACAGCAUUACCGGCCGGAAACUCAUCAAUCAAUAUGAGGUCAUCGAGGAGAUUGGUCGAGGUAUGCACGGCAAGGUCAAGCUGGCGCGCAAUCUGGAAACCGGCGAGAACGUGGCUAUUAAGAUCAUUCCCCGCUACUCCAAGAAACGCCGGCUUGGGAAGGUCAUGGCCAUGUCCCCCCACGACAAGACCAUGCGGGAGAUUGCCAUUCUCAAGAAGAUGCGCCACCCCAACGUCGUCUCGCUGCUCGAAAUCAUCGACGACCCUGAAUUGCGGAAGAUCUACCUGAUCCUCGAACAUGUUGAGCUCGGCGAGAUUGUCUGGCGGAAGAAGGGGUUGCCACACAUCUGCCAGGUCGAGCGCCGCCGUGUCGAGCGCGAGAUGCGAGGCGAGGCCCUCAGCCCCGAGGAGGAACGGUACAACAAGCUCCUGGAACAUCGCCAUGUCAUCAACGAGUUGAAGCGGGCCAAGAUGUCGCAAGCCAAUGCGAACCCACACGAACACUGGAGCAUGGAACACGGCGUGGCCGACGACUCCAGCUAUGCCUCGUCGCAGUCCCGCAUUCCCUCCGCCGACGAUCUCGCCGUCAUGUCCACUGCCGCCCGCCGAGGGUCCCCCGCCGGUUCCCUGCUUACCUCGUAUGCCGCCACUUCUGGGACACCCUCCGGCCCACCUUCCAGGACGUCCUCUGUAAGGUCCAUGGAUCGCUUCGCUACCGCUCGCACUUCUCGGAUGUCCGUUUCGGACGGCAGCGACAUCGAGACGCCGGGCGCCCCGAGAUCCAGCAACAACGGCCCGGCAGCAGUCCUCGAAGGGACCAUGUACGGCGCCUAUAUCGAAGAGGGGACCUCCCGCGGCCGGUCGCCCAGCAUGGCCGAUUCCAUCAUCUCACACAUGUCGUCGGUCGACUGGAGUUCCGCUACGCAUGAUCCCUUUGCCGAAGAUUUCUCCUACGUACCUUGUUUCACCCUCGAGCAGGCGAGGUCCGUCUUCCGGGACACCGUCUUGGGACUGGAUUACCUGCACUACCAGGGCGUGGUGCACAGGGACAUCAAGCCGGCCAAUCUGCUCUGGACCAAGGACCAUCGCGUCAAGAUCUCCGACUUUGGCGUGUCUUACUUCGGCCGGCCCAUCCGCGACGGCGAGCCCGACGACGAGUCUGUUUCCGAGUCGGAAGCUCAGGACUUCGACGACGAUCGCGAGCUUGCCAGAUCCGUUGGCACGCCCGCCUUUUUCGCCCCCGAGCUCUGUUACACCGACACGGAGCGACAGCUGCCCAAGAUCUCGGAGAUGAUCGACAUCUGGUCCCUCGGAGUCACCCUGUAUUGUCUGAUCUACGCCCGCAUCCCCUUCCAGGCCGAGGACGAGUGGGUCAUGUUCAGGAAAAUCGCCUACGAAGAGGUCUUCAUCCCGACGAAGCGACUCCGGCCUGUCGAUCCGGCCACUCGCCCGGACGUUCCGUCGCUCUACAAGCGACACAACCAGCCGCCCUACCGGGACGACAACGAGCUCGUCUACGAAGACAUUCCUGAAUCCCUCCUAGAGCUUCUCCGGCUCAUGUUCACCAAGGAUCCGGAUAGGAGGAUCCGGCUUAGGGACAUCAAGAGACACCCCUGGGUCCUGGAGGACAUCUCGAACCCGUCAUCCUGGCUUGAAGAGACCGAUCCCGCGCGGCCCUCCCAGGGCAGGAGGGUGCAGGUCGAUGCUCGGGAGGCCGCCCACGCCGUUGUUCCCAUCACCUUCCUCGAGCGAGCACGAUCGGCCGUCAAGAAGGCCGUCGGCAAAGUCAUGCACCCUCUGGUCGAACGCAGCGACAGCAAAUCGAGGCGCAGGGCCACGAGCAGUGUUGCCAGCUCCGCCGGGGACACUGCGCCGCCCGGGUUCGGUCAGUGGGACCGCCGCAAGAGCUUCAGGGGCGGUGACGAUUACUUUUCUAACGUCAAGGACUUUGCCCCGGGCGCCGAGCAUCCGCUGUCACAGAGCAUGGCCGCCCCAUCGUCCGAAGCCGGGUACGAUCCCCUGGCCACCGCCGUCCUGCCAACCCAUCCGCAGUCGCAACCGCAAUCGCAAUGGCCAAGCCCGUGGCACAACGAGGCGCGAAGGGUAUCACCGGAUGAUAAUAACGCCUUCACCCCGCCAGCCACUAACGAGCUACUAGCCAGUUCUGCGUCGUCUUCGCCGUCGCCCUCGUCAGCCGCUGCCAGGUCCUUGCAACGACACUUCAACUCAUUCCUGGCACUAACCCCAGACCCGCCACGCCAAGCGAGAACGGUACCGCCGACGCCUUCCAUCACCACCCGUGCCCACGGCAGGGAUCAGCACAAGCAGGACGACCUGACCUUCUCUCGCUCGGUCGACCGGGACUUAUUCUCCAGCACCGACAAGCGUGGUCAGCCCACGGUCGGCUUGACUGCUGCUCAGGUCCACGUCACCGACGCCAUGCACCGAAGUCCCGCACGGCCCAGGCCCGCUCACUCGGUAGAUCUGGGCAAGGCCAUGGCAGCUGGUCCCGCUCUUGCUUCGCCGCUCUUCUUCUGUCCGCAAGCUGUCAAUGGCUACCAGAACGGCCGACUUCAGCCAAUGGAACACACUGGGCACCCGGAAGACCGGCCGCAAACGGCGCACCGGGUUCUACAUAGCGAAGAAACCCCCGACGCGACCAAGACCCCGCCCCCUGAAACGUACAACACUUCGAGCAAUCCGUCCUCGUUCCGCUGCGCAAGGGAAGAGCUACAACGGCAGCAGAUUGCCGAGUAUGAACGGAGCCUCGUGGACCGGCUGGCAGAAGCCCAGCUCGAAACGAUUGUUGAUCCAGCUGAUGUGCCUUGUCCGCCGUCCCCAGGCGACGAAGAUGAACCGCGCUUUUCUCGGGGUACCACCAUGGAGACGUGCAAGUCGUCGAGGUCGACUUCGAUGGCGGGUCUGGCGACCCCGCUGACCAGCCCCAGCGAGUCGGCUAGCCCCAUGUCGUCGGUGUGCCCAUCGAAGGAACGCAUGUUGCCGUUCCAGUCGGACCCUUCGCUCCCGGCGCUGCUGAGCGGUGCCAGUUCGGUCUCGGCCGAACCGGAAACCGAGCUGCCUGUGAAUCCCGCCGCGGUCAGCGCCCGCCCGGAGUUGCUCGACACGACCGAAUCGCUCACGCCGCCCGCUCUCACCAAGGAACCCAUUGCCGGGUUCCCCAUCGAGGACUUGGAGAGGCAAGCCGCGCUGGACAGGAAAGACAGCGACAAUGGCGUCAUCGCCGUUCAGCUGGACUCGCACCAGCCGCCUACCGACAUUGCUUCGUGCACACCAAGGAUGCGGCCGUCGGACGAGUACGAUGACGACGAUGAUAGCGACAGCGACGGGGGGUUGCUGAUGGCCAAGCCGAAGAAGAAACCGCGUUGA
Molecule: messenger RNA, 3699 nt
Organism: Sodiomyces alkalinus F11
Lineage: Eukaryota; Fungi; Ascomycota; Sordariomycetes; Glomerellales; Plectosphaerellaceae
Product: kinase-like protein
Exons: 2
Coding region: 1-3699 (1232 amino acids)
Biological process (GO): protein phosphorylation
Molecular function (GO): protein kinase activity; ATP binding
Source: RefSeq, a predicted model, not a curated record